AUGGAAAAGAAUGGUUAUAAUGAAGCAAUAAAAUAUUAUAAUACAGCAAUGGAUUACUACAAGUGCGCAAAUGCUACAAAUCAUCCAUAUAUGGCUUCUUUGUAUCAUGGUAAUGCUCGUAUUUGCUGUGCUCAAAAGCAAUACACAGAAGCAUUGAACUAUUAUCAACGUUCAUUGGUUAUUCAACAGGAGCAUUUACCUUCAAAUCAUCCAGAUAUGGCUAUAAAUCUUAUUGGUAUAGGUGAUGUUUAUCGUAAUGUUGGCAAGUAUCAGCUUGCCAUGGACAAUUACAAGACAUCACUCGAUAUUAGAAUGAAAUCAUUACCUCCUCAACAUCAAGACAUUGCUUCGAAUGUUAGAAGCAUUGGUCUAUUAUAUGAGACAAUGAAUAAUUUGAAAGAAGCAUUAGAAUAUUAUAAAAAAGCAGCGAGUAUCUAUCGUCAAUCAUUGUCGUCUGAAAAUUCGAAUGUAGUUGAAAUUCAAAAAGACAUGCAACGUAUCAUGUCAAAACUGAAAUAA
Rotaria sordida is the source of this 519-nucleotide messenger RNA. The record is from the annotation of a GenBank genome assembly. Lineage: Eukaryota; Metazoa; Rotifera; Eurotatoria; Philodinida; Philodinidae.